Messenger RNA from Candidozyma duobushaemuli, 774 nucleotides. RefSeq lists its product as uncharacterized. NCBI's taxonomy places the organism in Eukaryota, Fungi, Ascomycota, Pichiomycetes, Serinales, Metschnikowiaceae. Gene Ontology annotation, cellular component: cytoplasm. The transcript has a single exon. The coding region runs from base 1 to 774 and encodes 257 amino acids. Gene Ontology annotation, molecular function: inositol diphosphate tetrakisphosphate diphosphatase activity; phosphatase activity. The record is from RefSeq and is a predicted model, not a curated record.
AUGUCACAGGAGAAACCAUCUACAGAGGUUACCCGAAUUGGUAGCCCGAGCUUAGAAGCAAGUCGAAAUCAAACAAAAGACCCACAAAAUGGCGCUCAGCAGGAGACCCAGGAGGAAGGUCAAGUCUUGACGAGAACUACGAUAACUCCCCGGCCAAAUUACGUUCCACCUUUGAAUUUUUCAUUGGUAGAGGACGGAAUUUACCGCUCUGGGUUUCCAAUGCCCAUCAACUAUCCAUUCAUGCAACAGCUCAAACUCAAGACAAUCAUUUAUGUGGGGGACUUGUCCCACGAGAAACCAAAGAAUAAAGAAAAAGCAGAUAAGCCAAAAGAAAAAGCAGAUAAGCCAAAAGAAAAAGCAGAUAAGCCAAAGAAGGACAAAAACGGCUCUGCUGCCAUAUACGAAAAGUACAAAGCAUGGAUCGACUCCACGGAUAUCAAGUUUUGCCCUUUGUUGGUGCAUUCGUCACAGGAGCCGUUCACCCUGUUGGAGACUCAGAUUCAGACUCAAGAGUCCCUUGAAGCAGCCCUACAUCUCAUACUAGAUAGGAGAAACUUCCCCAUACUCAUACAUUCCAAUAAGGGCAAGCACCGAAUAGGUGUUUUGGUGGGACUAAUGAGGAAGAUUCUUCAGGGCUGGUGCAUGAGUGGGAUCUUCGAGGAGUAUGAGAAAUUCGCCAUGGGCAAGUCCGAGUUUGACUUGGAGUUUAUAGAGAUGUGGCAGCCCGAGCUCAGCUACGAGGAAGAGUGGCUUCCGGGUUUUGUCAGGCAGUGA